UCAAAGGAAAAUCUUCGGGCAAUGCUACGUGUUGUCCUUGAGCACACAGAGGAUUUUACUGAUUCUGCUUAUACGAGCCACGAGAAUAGAGAGCGCAUCUUGGAACUGUCCAAGCAAGGAAAGAUGGAACUGGAGCAGCUGGUGUCAGCGUGGAUGUAUGCUCAAAGUCAGAGGAAAAAGGAUGUCACGGAAGACCUGGAAGUAGCGAUAUUAAAAAUGUGUCAGUGUAUGACCGAGCUUCAGAGAGAACUUCACAGUGCAGCAACAUCUGUCGCAGCAGACGUGAUAAAAUACCAUUCUGAUCACCUUGUUUUGAAAGCUCUGAAAAUCUGCGGGACAGAAGGAAACAUAGAAGCAGUUGCAGAACACAGCUGUAAGCUCUCUGAACAGAAAGAACAGUUGAUUGAAAUAUGUCAUUUAUUGAGGCAUGUCUCCGGAACAGAGCCGCUGGAAAUUACUUGUCUACAUGCAGAAGACACUUUUCACGUGACGGGGCCUCAGAUAAUUUCUGCUGCAGAAACCCUGACGCUGCAUCCUUCCAGCAAGAUUGCAAAAGAAAAUCUGGAUGUGUUCUGCGAAGCCUGGGAGUCACAGCUGACUGACAUGUCCUUGCUCUUAAGAGAAAUCAGUGAUGUGUUUGAAGGAAGACGAGGAGAGAAGCGUGUGUACCUGUCGCUGCCCAGGCCAGGGAAGCAUAAUGCAAACAUGAAAGCCUUAAAGCCAGUCAGGCUUGAUAGUGAGGAGCAAAUGAAACUUGGGAAACUAGGCUUGGAACUGCAUAAACUGACAACGCGGGUUGACUCUGAGAUGGAGAAGUGGGAUGAUCCUGAAAACGAGAUUGUACGGCAUGGGCAAGGCCUGUCUAGCAUGGCCUACUCUAUGUUCUUAUUUACAAGAGGGGAAGGGCUGCUGAAAACCACCCAGGAUUUAUUUCAGCAGUCAGAGGCCUUUGCUGCAGAAGGACUUAAGCUUGCCUCGGCUCUCCUUGCGUUUUCUAAUCAGCUGGAAGAUGACGACAAGCCAUUGGUUCUACAAGAGAUUGACAAAAUGGUCCCUGCGUAUCAGCAGCUUCAGGUAACAGCCAAAACCCCGGUUCAGGGUAAAACUGCAACUUUCACAAAGGUGGACGCGUGCAUUCACAAAGCAAAGUAUAUUCUCGAUCUGCUGGCCCAGGUUCUUCCACUUAGCUGCAGGUUACUAAGAAAGCACAGAGGAGGAAAUGACUAUCUUAGAGCCCAUCAUCCAUGGAGAGAAAAUGGCCUGCAGACCGUAGCAAGAGAAAGUGGUGGCCUGGCUGGAAGAACAGACUCCUUUGGGAUAAAAUCCUUGGAACAACACAUCGCAUACCUCAGUGUUUUGGAGAACAAACCGUUCUAAGGCGCUUUUUGGGAACAAAAAGAUUUCCAUAUGAGAGUUUGUACACUAAGCCUCUCCUAAUUGCUUUCUUUUGAGAAAGGUGAAACCAGGAUAGAAAAAGCUCUUGUAACCUUUUCACAUCUAAUAGAUGUCAUGGUACUUGGCAGAUAACAAAAGCAACACACAGCUUUAAAUGGCUGCAUAUUUUUGUAAAAUGAAUACGUUUUUUGUUCACUAUUAAUAUGUACCGCUAUUUUUGUAAUCCCGUGCAUUUAUGAAUGUCUUACUCUACAACCCCAAAGAUGCUGCUAUAGAUCUUUAUGCACAUGAACUGGAUAGUCUUUUGAUAUGCUACAUGGGGGGUGGGUUAAACUACUGGUAUUUUGUUGUUUGUUUAACAGUCACCACUAAGGACCCUGGUCUGAAAAUAGGUAUUGUGGAAGAGUGUUUUUGAAAAGGGAGUAAUGGAUGGGACUAGAAUCUAUCCCCCUCCCUCCUAAAGUGACCUGCAAACAGGUUCUUUUGCCACAGAUCCUACUUUUACCUUGAGAGGAGGAAGGGAAAGAGGCAGGCAUAGUCUCUUUAGGGGCAAGAUUUGGUCCCAAUGUCUCCAAGCUGCUGAUUUCUUCUGAAAGCAUUUGUUAGUUACAAGAAAGCUUUAAGGAUAAUAGCCUUCUGAAAACCUCACUCUUUUUUU
Molecule: messenger RNA, 2053 nt
Organism: Podarcis muralis (Common wall lizard)
Lineage: Eukaryota; Metazoa; Chordata; Lepidosauria; Squamata; Lacertidae
Source: RefSeq, a predicted model, not a curated record